AGGAGUAAAGUGAUGCAAAACACGUGAAAUUUUGCCGGCGAAGAUAAAAAGUGACUAUGGUGAAGGAACAAUUCCGAGAGGCCGAUGUGGCUAAGAAAAUAAGCCAUGUGACCUUCGGAUUGUUGAACUCCCACCAAAUGCAGCAGAUGUCCCACCUGCAUGUAGUCAGUAAAACUCUUUACAACCAAGAUGGCAGCCGAAAACCUGUACCAUAUGGUGUGCUUGACCAUAAGAUGGGUACAAGUGAGAAAGAUAACAACUGUGAUACAUGUGGAAAGGGACUGGCAGAUUGUACAGGACACUUUGGAUACAUCGACCUGGAGCUGCCCUGCUUCCAUAUCGGAUAUUUCCGGGCCAUCAUUAAUGUUCUGCAGAUGACAUGCAAGGAGUGCAGCGAAAUUCUGCUUCAGUCCGAGGUAAAGACCAACUUUCUAGAGAGCAUCAAGCGGCCACUCACCUACCUCCAAUCUAAGGCUAUGAAGAAAAAGAUCUAUGAAAAGUGUAGGAAAGUGUCCAUUUGUCCGUCCUGUGGAGCAUACAAUGGUAUGGUGAAAAAAUGUGGUUUGUUGAAGAUCAUCCAUGAUAAGUAUAAGACUGGCCACAAAGGUAAUGAGAUCAUCCGUUCCGACUUCCUAUCAUCCUUUCAAGAUGCAGUGGAACAUGAUAGGGAAAUAGAGCCACUUCUGAAUAAGACUCAGGUUAUACUGAACCCAGUCAUGGUGCUCAAGCUGUUCCAGAGAAUUUCUGAUGAUAACAUGCCUCUGCUGAUGAUGAACUCGGACAUUGCUCGACCUGAGGAUCUCAUCCUAACAAGAGUUUUAGUGCCACCCAUUUGUAUUCGGCCAUCUGUUCUCUCUGAUCUCAAAUCUGGAACCAAUGAAGACGAUAUCACGAUGAAGCUGACCGAGAUAUUAUUCCUGAAUGAUGUCAUUCAGAAACACAAGGCAACAGGAGCUAAGAUGUAUAUGAUAAUGGAAGACUGGGACUAUCUACAACUACAGGUGGCACUGUUAUACAACAGUGAGACAUCAGGCAUUCCCCUACACAUGCAGCCAAAGAAAUCUACAAGAGGUUUUGUGCAGAGACUGAAAGGGAAACAAGGACGUUUUCGUGGAAAUCUUUCUGGCAAAAGAGUUGAUUUCUCUGGCAGAACUGUGAUUUCCCCUGACCCAAAUAUGAGAAUUGAUCAGGUGGCGGUACCCAUACAUGUCGCCAAAGUGUUGACGUACCCAGAGCGUGUCAAUAAAGCCAACAUCAAGAUGUUACGUAAGCUGGUGAAAAACGGGUGUGACGUCCACCCAGGAGCCAACUUUAUAGUGCAGAGGAACCACAUCAAAAGGUUUCUAAAAUAUGGAAAUCGAGAGAAAGUUGCAAAAGAACUAAAGUAUGGUGACAUUGUAGAACGUCAUCUGAUAGAUGGUGAUAUUGUGCUGUUUAAUCGACAGCCCUCCCUCCACAAGCUCAGCAUACAAGCUUUUUACGCAAAAGUUAUGCCCCAUCGAACAUUCCGUUUCAACGAGUGUUGCUGUAACCCCUUCAAUGCUGACUUUGACGGUGAUGAGAUGAACUUGCACCUGCCACAGACAGAGGAAGCUAAGGCAGAGGCCAUAACUUUGAUGGGGUCCAAAUCGAACAUCAUAACACCGAGAAAUGGUGAACCAUUGAUAGCUGCUAUACAGGAUUUCAUCACAGGUGCCUACCUUAUUACCCAGAAAGAUGUAUUCUUUGAUCGUGCUCGGACCUGUCAGCUGAUCUCAGCCAUGUUAUCAGGGAAUGAUAGUCAAAUGAAGAUAGAUUUACCUCCCCCCUGUAUCUUAAAGCCAUGUAAUUUGUGGACUGGCAAACAGAUCUUCAGUGUACUGUUACGACCAAACAAGGAUUAUCCGGUGAAGGCUAACCUUCGUACCCGUGGAAAGAACUACUCAUCGGGGGAGGAUCUCUGUUACAACGACUCUUUUGUGGUCAUCCGUAACAGUGAACAUCUGUGUGGGGCAAUGGACAAAGGAACGCUCGGCUCCGGCUCUAAAAACAACAUUUUCUAUGUGAUCCUGAGAGACUACGGUGAACAGUAUGCUGCUGACGCCCUGGUACGCCUGGCCAGACUCUGUCCAGCUUUCCUCAGUAACCGAGGGUUUUCCAUUGGUAUUGGUGAUGUAACACCAGGAGCUGGACUGGUCAAGGCAAAGAACCUACUUCUGGAAGAUGGAUAUUCAAAGUGUGACGGUUACAUUCGUGACUUGCAUGAAGGAAGGCUACAGACACAGCCUGGCUGCACUGAGGAGGAAACGCUGGAGGCUUGUAUCCUAAAAGAGCUCUCUGUGAUCCGAGACCACGCUGGGAAAGCUUGUCUACGGGAACUACACAAAAGCAACAGCCCCCUUACCAUGGCCAUCUGUGGCUCCAAGGGUUCGUUCAUCAACAUCUCCCAGAUGAUAUCCUGUGUAGGACAGCAGGCCAUAAGUGGGAAGAGGACACCCAAUGGCUUUGAGGAUCGCGCUCUGCCUCACUUUGAAAAGCAUGCCAAGGACCCAGCAGCACGUGGUUUCGUUGAGAACAGUUUCUACACCGGCCUGACACCCACAGAGUUUUUCUUCCACACGAUGGCAGGUCGAGAGGGUCUGGUGGACACUGCUGUCAAGACAGCCGAGACUGGCUACAUGCAGCGGCGACUGGUGAAGUCACUUGAAGACCUGUGUUCCCACUACGAUCUGACAGUCAGGAGUUCUACAGGAGACAUUGUCCAGUUCCUGUACGGUGGGGACAGCCUCGACCCAGCAUGUAUGGAGGGCAAGGACACACCCAUAGACUUCAAACGUGUGUUUGACCAUAUCAGGGCAAAUACUCGAGUGAGUUGUCAUGGAGAGAAAUCCCUCGGUGGUCAGAAGCUGGUUCAGCUGGUAAAGCAGAAAUUAUCUACCAAUGUGUACCAGACCUGUAGUACAGAAUUCAAGAAUGACCUCAUAGACUUCAUACAGAAGGUGGGUGAUGGCAUUGAUAAAACCAGACAAAGAUUUGGUGUUCUUGAUGGAAAGGAGCAGAGACUUCCAACAGUGCUGUUUGAGAUGGACAGGGUAACUGAGAAUCAGAUUGACGUCUACCUGAACUGCUGCAAGCACAAAUUCAUGAGGGCCCAGAUAGAGCCAGGAACAGCAGUUGGAGCAGUGUGUGCACAGAGUAUUGGAGAGCCAGGCACACAGAUGACUCUGAAGACAUUUCACUUCGCUGGUGUUGCUUCCAUGAAUAUCACACAGGGUGUGCCAAGAAUUAAGGAAAUCAUCAAUGCCUCCAAAAUCAUCAGUACGCCCAUCAUCACUGCCCAGUUGGAGGUGGAUAAUGAUGCGGAAUUUGCACGUGUCGUCAAGGGGCGCAUUGAGAAAACAACGCUAGGAGAGGUAUCGGAAUAUAUGGAGGAAGUAUUCUUGCCAGACGACUGUUUCAUACUAAUCAAACUUGAUUUAGAAAGGAUACGCCUGCUCAAGCUGGAAGUGCAUGCAGACAGUAUCAAGUUUGCCAUAUGUAGCUCUAAGCUCAAAGUAAAACCACAGCACAUCCAGAUUCACAGCGAGGCUGUAAUCACAGUACAGCCAAAUGAGACCUCCAAGAGCUCCAUGUACUAUGUCCUCCAGACACUGAAAAAGGAGCUGCCAGGGGUCAUGAUCAAGGGUAUCCCAUCAGUGACUAGAGCUGUGAUACACAUAGACGAGGGGUCGACAGAGCAGUACAAAUUACUGGUAGAGGGGGACAAUCUCCGGGCUGUCAUCGCCACCCCAGGUGUAAAGGGUUCCCAUGUGUCCUCCAACAAUACACUGGAGGUGGAGAAAACGCUGGGCAUCGAGGCUGCUCGAACCACCAUCAUGAAUGAAAUCAACUACACAAUGUCAAGUCACGGCAUGAGUAUCGACAUCCGGCAUGUCAUGCUCCUAGCUGACCUCAUGACCUUUAAGGGUGAGGUUUUAGGGAUUACCAGAUUUGGAUUGGCGAAGAUGAAGGAGAGCGUCCUCAUGCUGGCUUCAUUUGAGAAAACAGCAGACCAUUUGUUUGAAGCUGCCUACCAUGGGCAAAAAGACACAAUCAAUGGUGUGAGUGAAUGCAUCAUCAUGGGAAUCCCAAUGGGUAUCGGCACAGGACUGUUCAAGCUACUACACAAAGCAGAGAAGGACUCCAAACCUCGGCGACGCCCACUUGUCUUUGACAGAACAGAGUUUCAUCUUCCAAUGGUAUCGUGAUAAUGUUAUGAGAGAAAACUGCUUUUCAAUAUCUUUGCCGAAGUGCUUUGUUAAUGUUGAUGUCAGUUAUGUCAUGAUGUGAGUGUGGGUUGUAUGGAGAGUAUUUAUAUUGUUUCAUAGUUCCAUUUUGGCGAGAGUCAGUGUGUAUGCUAUAUCAGACUUCCUUUCUGUUGAGAAUCAGAUGUGUGUGUCCUUGUCAGAGGUUGUUGUGAUCAGUAUCAAGUGUGAAUGUUCUAUCACUUCUACUGUGAUGAUUGGGGGAGUGUGUAUGCAGUAUGAACAUCAAGUAUCAAUUCUAUAUCCUGGUUCGGUCAUAAUGAGAAUUGAGUAUGCUGAAACAGACUUCUGUUCUAUUACUCUUUCACAAGUGAGGUUUCAGCAGAGCAGUACAAAUUACAGGUAGAGGGGGACAAUCUCCGGGCUGUCAUCGCCACCCCAGGUGUAAAGGGUUCCCAUGUGUCCUCCAACAAUACACUGGAGGUGGAGAAAACGCUGGGCAUCGAGGCUGUCUCGUGAAAAUUGAUUGUUUCUGUUCUUUCACAGUUCAAGUAUUGAAUUUGUAUACAAUAUUACAGUAUUACAAUUAUUUUUAUAAAAUAUCUGUGAAGGCUGUAUCACAUUUCUGUUGUGGCAACCAUAAGAUAUUUCUGCUGUCACAGUUCUGUUUUGGCGAGAGUUGAGUCGGGGAAUGCUGUAUGCGAGGAAUUUUGUUAUGUUAUCAUUAUGACAGUGACUCAUUGGAAAUAAAACUAAAUACAUUUA
Molecule: messenger RNA, 4988 nt
Organism: Mizuhopecten yessoensis (Yesso scallop)
Lineage: Eukaryota; Metazoa; Mollusca; Bivalvia; Pectinida; Pectinidae
Product: DNA-directed RNA polymerase III subunit RPC1-like
Exons: 36
Coding region: 57-4226 (1389 amino acids)
Biological process (GO): DNA-templated transcription
Molecular function (GO): DNA binding; DNA-directed RNA polymerase activity
Source: RefSeq, a predicted model, not a curated record